AUGUCGUCCGGCAGGUACAUGGCCUACUCGCCGUCCCCCUCCGCAUCUCACUCUCCGCACAUCGGCGCCGCUGGCGGCAGCGGCGGAGUUAUGCGUGCUGCCGCCUCUGUGCUCAUGGAGCAAGAAAAGUACCUAUCCGAGUUGCUGUCUGAACGCAUCAAAAUCAUUCCUUUUGUGGCUGUGCUCCCAAAUAGUUAUCGUUUGCUGAACCAAGCAGAAAUACUGCGUGUAACUAAGCUGUUGGAGAAUGCAUCAAUAUUAGAACAUAAUGGGUUUGAACAAGCUAGUCCUAUGGCUUCAGCAGGAAUAUAUACAAAUGGAGGAGCUAACAACAGACGACCAUCACCAUUUCAAUCAGAAGUGACGAGUUUGAUGCAGCCCUCUUCCACAAAUAAUUGGCUUGGCUCCCAUGGUAGCCCGUCAGGUCUUAUAGUCAAGCGUCUGGUCAGAAUCGAUGUUCCAGUCGAACAAUACCCUAAUUACAAUUUUGUCGGGCGCCUCCUUGGACCUAGAGGAAAUUCUCUAAAACGAGUUGAAGCUGCUACUGGGUGCCGUGUUCUAAUCAGAGGACGUGGCAGUGUCAAAGAUCCAGAAAUGGAAGCGGCAGUGAGAGGAAAACCAGGAUAUGAGCACCUUAGCGAGCCCCUUCACGUACUUAUCGAGGCAGAGAUGCCAGUUGAGAUAAUCGAUGCUCGUGUUGGGCAAGCGCGUGAGAUAAUUGAAGAUUUACUUAAACCAAUGGACGAAUCUCAAGAUUACUACAAGCAGCAGCAGUUACGUGAACUCGCCCUGCUCAAUGGUUCAGUAUCUCCAUUCAACAGCAGCCUCGGAAUGAAAAGGGCCAAAAUCGGAGGGUGA
Molecule: messenger RNA, 858 nt
Organism: Striga hermonthica
Lineage: Eukaryota; Viridiplantae; Streptophyta; Magnoliopsida; Lamiales; Orobanchaceae
Source: the annotation of a GenBank genome assembly